Molecule: messenger RNA, 303 nt
Organism: Symbiodinium necroappetens
Lineage: Eukaryota; Dinophyceae; Suessiales; Symbiodiniaceae
Source: the annotation of a GenBank genome assembly
AUGGCGGCGAAGGCCGCUGAAGCCCGUCCUCCACGGCUGCGGGUUGGCAUGAACAUGGUCGCGCAGACAAUGGCGAAGGAGGAAGAUGUUGCCCGGCUUCACGCACGUUACUGCGAGGAAGCGCGGGCUGAAACACUUCGCUUGCGGCAAAGGGCUCACGAUCUUGAAGAGGAGACCGAGGUGAAGCUACAGGCAACGGCGCAGCAAGCCCGCGACGAGGCGCAGGAGGCUCACUUGCGGCGCAUCUUGGGAGAGGCAGGAGCUGUGCGCAUCUCUGCGUCAGGCGCUGCAGCGGAGAAGUGA